GUAGUCAUUGUUUGGCACCAUGUCCUUUUUCACCCUUAACUUCAGUCUGAAGUGAAAGUAACUCACCACAAAUUUAGCAUCUUGCCCAUGCCAAGGAAACACCAAGUUACUUGUAUAGUUGUAUGCAAUAAGAAAUUCAAUGUCCAUUGCUUUCGCUUCAGAAAUACCUUGCAGGUUCCAUUGCUGAAGUCUUCACCCUAAAGAUUAAAACCUCAUAUUUUCAGAGAAGAUGGAAGGCCCCUUUCAAGCAGGAAUUUCAAAUGGGAAAUCAUAAUAGAGAUGAGUUAGAUGACUAACAAGGAAUUUACUUCUGUUUGGGGUAACUUUUCACCUACAACUCUCAUCAAGAAAUUUCAGCAUGGGAUUCUCUUUUAAUCAAGACUCUUCAAAUACUUCCAAGAGAUUCAAAUUCCUUGCCUCAACCCUUAAGGAUGCAUUUGCUAGCUGUCAUUCUUUUCGGAAAAAUUCACAUUCAAGUGCAGAAGAAGAUGAUCCGAUUUGCGACUAUGAUAAUGAAGAUGAACAGGUAUUUAUAUCAGCAGUGAUAAGUAAAUAUAUGGAGUUGAAAUGCAGAAGAAAGACAAACAUCUCAACUGAAAAGUUUACCUGGGCAUUCUCUCCAACAACAGGAGAUUUAUUCAUCUCUGCAAGACUAAGGCAAAAGGAGGACAAUGAGGAUCAAGAAAAGGAAGAAAGCGAAGAUUUUUACUCUGUUGCUAGUCGUCUUUCUCCCUGCUCAAGUUCUACAGGUUUUGAGGCAUUUGUCACAGCUAAAACAAUCUUUUCUCGUUCUUCAAGCUUAGACAGGAUUGACUUCCAAGAUCUCUGGACGCAUUCUAUUAUUCAGGAAUUCUCUCACUGUGAAGGAUGGCCAUUUGGCCUAUACCGAAAAGCCUUGUUACUUCCACCUUUGCCAAAAUCACCAUCUGAUUCUUGGUCAUGGCGCAAGAGUGCUGGAACGGUUAGGAUGCAUUGAUUGCUGGCAUUUUAAAUGAGUUAUUUCUUGUAGGCAAAGUAACUUUGCAUUUUCUAUGGAGAAAGGAUGCUGAUCUUAGGUUUAUGCAUGAAUUAUGUUAUUUGCUAAUGGUAUAAUCUUUGCAUAAUUGAGGACAGCUUUUUUAAUAUCAUUCCAUCUUCUCAGACCAACACUUUUAAUAUUAUUUGACAUACAAUAAUUUCUAUAUGUCUGUUAUGAAUCUGCACCCUCUGAGAGUUUAUUAACCAAACAGAUUUGGCCCCAAGGAAUUCUAAGAAUUCUUGUUAUACAUUUGUUCCAAUCCUCAAUCCUCUUUUCUAGAUUCAUGGAUGUUGAAUCAAUCGAACCCACUUCUAACA
Nicotiana tabacum (common tobacco) is the source of this 1335-nucleotide messenger RNA. RefSeq lists its product as uncharacterized. The record is from RefSeq and is a predicted model, not a curated record. NCBI's taxonomy places the organism in Eukaryota, Viridiplantae, Streptophyta, Magnoliopsida, Solanales, Solanaceae.